Trematosphaeria pertusa is the source of this 2047-nucleotide messenger RNA. RefSeq lists its product as uncharacterized. The transcript has 4 exons. Lineage: Eukaryota; Fungi; Ascomycota; Dothideomycetes; Pleosporales; Trematosphaeriaceae. The coding region runs from base 100 to 1896 and encodes 598 amino acids. The record is from RefSeq and is a predicted model, not a curated record.
UCUUAUCGCCGCCGACAACUGAGAGUGUGAGCACGGGCUUGACCGCUUGUCUACACGUUGCGCAGGAGUAUCGCCGGGUCUGAGCUCUUCCACGGUAACAUGGAGGUGGUUGGCGCUGCCGCAAGCGCGGUCACAUUGCUCGGAGCGGCUGUAAAAGGCACCGAGGCUGUCUACCAGAUCAUCUCCAGCUUCAAACAGGCAUCGUCGCAUGCAAAAUCUCUCGAAUCGGCGAUCAACAGCCUGAAAACAGUCUUGACUCAGCUCCAGAACGACAAAGUGUUAGCUAAAGACAACCCAUAUCUCGAAGACUUAAAGAAAUUCCUGAAAGGCUACCAUGCAGACAUUCAACGCUACGAAAAGGACCUGAAGAAGACUCAAAUAGAUUCGAAGGACUCGAAAAGAGAACGUAUCUCGAAGAAGGUGAAGGGAGCAAUCCAGGGAGAAAAGGAUCUCUUGCGAAUCCUCGGAGAGGUGACGCAGCGCUGCGCAACACUUGGGACCCAGCUGAAUCUCUUUCAAUGCCACGCCACUGUGACAGCGAGAGACACGGUUCUGGAGCUAAACGCAGCCUCAUCAGCACGAGCGAACCACGAUGCAAAUCAGUCAACGCUAUUGCUCCAACAAAGCACAAGCCUGUCGACUAUCGACGAAAAGAUGGGAAACGUUCAAACUUCAUUGGGUCGAAUCCAAGAUACUGUCAUAACAACGUCCGAAAUGUUAGCGCAGAGCCCAGGGGUGUCCCGAGCGGACCACAAUGCAAAUCAGUCAACUCUCUUGGUGCAACAAAGCGCAACCUUGUCAGCCAUCGACGGAAGAGUCGGGAAUGUGCAAACUUCACUGGAUCAUGUUCAAGAUGCCCUCUCAACCAUGACCGAAAAGAUGGAACAAAUUCCUCGCGUCUCACACACGCAGAGUGAAGACAUCCGCACUCUUCUUCUUGCCCUCCAAAGCCAGAUAUCUGGGCUCUCGAAUCGAUCCACCGGGGUGCAGAGUGGCUCUCAAUCACAGUCGAUUCCAACCACAGAGAGCGGCGACAAGGUCGAGAAGGAAGCCGAGCUGGCAGAAAGUAUCGGAAGACUACGAACCUUAGCCUCGCAAAGAGAAGGCAGCGUGCGAAACGAGGAAGCGGAAUCAUUCAUAGACGACCUUGAAUGCAUUCUGCAUACAAUAAUAGCGUUACCAGACACUCGCCAUGCAACCACCCCAUCUAAACGCAAGCUCGAGGCAAUGAGUGGAGCAGAGGACAUCAGUCCACGCGAAUUGAAACGUCUAUGCAGAAUCGCGGCCUCGUCUCACAGCAUUGACCUCAACUUCGGAGCACCUCGAUUUAAGCCCGGGGCGAAGGGGAAGAUUUCCCAGAGGCAUAGAGCCAAGGCGAUUGUAGCACAAAAUUACGAGAUAACAGUCGCACUCAACGAAAGGCGCUUCUCAGAUCCUCCCGCUGACGACAAUCAACUCAACCAUCACCAAUCCCACAUCGUGGAGACCUUGGCACGAGUCAAAAUCUUCCAACGCUCUGCAUACCCAACGAUGCUGGUAGCCUACCUCCGUCAAGUCCAAAUGCAGAACGGGUUUUCCAUCCUGAACCCUGUGAUUUCUAUUGGCAGAAUACUUCCCGAUGACUCUCCUCUCUUCAGUAUUGUACAAGGUGGCCACCUUGAUCAACUGAAACGCUUACUAAUGUUGUGCCAAUGCACUCUCAGAGAUAGGGACUCAUGGGGUACACCAUUAUUGCAUUACGCCAUGGACCAGCCGGAGAUGUGCAGGUUUCUUGUCGAGAACGGCGCGGAUGUUGACGAAAUAGCGACUAGGGUAGACGAUAAAGAGUUCCAGAAGUAUGACAGCUAUUAUUCCCACUUCUUUAUUUCAAUAAAAGCCGUAAGGACCCUUCAUUAACUGUUUCCAUAUUUAGCCCACCGAUACUCCAGCAUCUAAACGAUCUGGAAGAGCGUAAUGAAAAGAAGUUGCAGGCCAUUCUAGAAUGUAGACGUGUUGUAUUGCAGGCGGGCGCAGAUCCUACUAUAAAUUCAAGUGAAUGGUCCAACUC